This is a messenger RNA of Annulohypoxylon maeteangense, 2521 nucleotides long. RefSeq lists its product as uncharacterized. Gene Ontology annotation, molecular function: nucleic acid binding. Lineage: Eukaryota; Fungi; Ascomycota; Sordariomycetes; Xylariales; Hypoxylaceae. The transcript is spliced from 4 exons. The record is from RefSeq and is a predicted model, not a curated record. Bases 393 to 2336 code for a protein of 647 amino acids.
ACAGAAUACAACUGGCAUAAAGACAUGAAAACAUAAGGCAAGUGCUACCUAAUACCUGCACUGUAUUUGAAACUUAGGACUGUUAAGAUAGGACUCGGGAUCAGAUGUUGAAAGCUUUAGAAUUCAAACCCAGGUACCUACCCAAUCUACUUGGUAGAUAUCCAGUACUCACUACCUGGAUGCUGGAGUGGUUUCUAGUUUCAGUUAUGCUCUGAUCCACAUUAUCGUCAUCCAAAAAUUGUCUAUUUUCUCUCAUCUCAACUGACUCAACUGACUCAACUGGUUCAACAAUCUCAACCACCUAAACUCUCCAGCUUCUCCUCCUCUAUCUCAUUACAUCUCGUAAUACCUAUUAGAUUUCAGGCUUCGUUUUUGGGCUCUAUAACCAUACCAUGGCUAAGAAUAAAAAACGAGGUGGCGGCCCUAAAUUGAAGAGCCAAAGAUUUCCUCGUCGCAAUCACUCUGGAGAAUAUGGUGGCACCAACUUGCCAUCAACCUCCCAAGGAUUCGUGCGAGCUCACGGUUAUACCCUUGCGGAUGAGGCUAGGAACACCGCAUCCAAUCGCCGUGGAGCCUUUGGUCGUGACGCGAAAUUGAGAUACAAGCCCGUCACCUUUAUCAGCGCUGGCCUCAUGGACCCGUUGAAAGAAUUGAAUGUUCAGUUAGCUGCCACAGACGAAGCACAAAAAGACACAAGCGACACGGGGGGGUCUCUCGGUACCGACGUAGUUCUCACCGUGGAUUCUCACAUCUUCAAGGGCCAUGUUCCGUCUUCAUCUCCCGAUGAAGAGCCAAGUCCUCACAACCAGUUUUCUAAUGAUACCGGGCUUUCUUUAGAUCCCGAAUCUGAUAUUAGUUGUGAUUCUAGUGAGGAGAUUAUACUAUUUAGGGGAAGGGAUCAUAAUCGCAACCGUCAAAAUGGCGCCGCUGCCAACUCUUUGGAACUCCGUGAUUUAAACCUUGAACUACAAGCAGUCGAAGAGACUCUCCAUGAAGAUACCACUCAAUCGCCAAAUACCAAGAGAGUGAUUACCAAGGCAGAGGAUUUCAUUCCCCUAAGGUCGAAACCUAAAAGACGAGACAGACGACGCGAAAAGGAUCCGGACGCCUCGUCGGAUGACGUAGCCGCUAUACUUGCGGAUUACAUGUCUAACGUCGAGGGUUGGGGAGGAAGGAGUGACAAUGAAGACGUCGGACACCGGGGAAUUGGUUCCCAUAGCUUUAGUGUACUAAGAGAACUUGGCGGUACCGAUAGCGACGCAGUUCCCGACGAAGUCUCCAGCAAAGACGGCGUACCCCACAGCUCGGAAGACGAAAUUGAUGUUGAGAACCAGCAAAUUUGUCUUGAAACGGAGGACGAACGGAUAGCCCGCCUCCUUUCCAAACAAGAGGAAUUGGGCCUUGGCGGCAACGACGUUCUGCUCUUCGAUGGGGAAGCCUCCGACGAUGAGUGGCUUGCACCUACCAAGGCCAACCUACGCCGCAAGAAGAAAGGUGACACCAAGAGUGCUAAGAUAUUCCAUAAGAAAGGCCAAUAUCCAAGCGCAACGCAGAUGGCGGAAGCAUUUGAUGAAUUAGAUCUCAUGGAUUGGCAUCGACCCAGUCUUAAGAAUUUCGAGAAAGGCUCGCCAACGUUUGAUGUAUCCGACUCCGAGCUUAAUGAGGCUAUGAAAGCAACCUGGCAAAAAGACCGUCUAAAGAAGGCAGAGAAAAAGAAGGCCCGCGAAGAGUUGCGAUCACAGGGACUACUCGGUAAAAACACCAAUCCCGACGAUCUCCGCGUUAAAUAUGUCGGGGGCAUGUCCCUUGAUGAUCUUGCUGAUGAGCUUGAAAGCUUUCUCCUUGGCUCACAAGAACAACUCAUUCUACCUCCAUUCGAGAAGACCACCCGCAAAACUAUUCACACCGUGGCCAACAAAUUCAAAAUCAAGUCGCAAUCUGCGGGCAAGGGCAAUGAUAGGUGUCCGGUCCUGUACCGCUCAAAAGCUACGCUUCCAUUUGAUCAAGAUACUUUCGACAAAACAUUUGGCCGCAUCAAGCAGACCUGGUUUCCUCGCGUUGACGCUGACGAGAAGCUAGUGAACGAAAGCAGACUUCUCAAGCGAUCCGAAGUUCGAAACGGCAAGACUCGUUUCAAGAAUUCCCUGACUUAUCGUGACGGCGACAUCGUUGGCCAACACGCCGUAGAGCUUGGAGUAGAGAAUAGGGGAAGAGCAAUGCUGGAAAAAAUGGGAUGGUCAAAGGGAAUGGCUUUGGGAACUGGAGAGAAUAAGGGCAUUAUGGUACCCAUCACUCAUGUGGUGAAGAAAACCAAGGCUGGACUCGGUGACACUUGACGGCGGAUUCAUUCAAUGCUGAUUCGUCGAAAUCAAAUACCUGCUACGAAUCCUCUGGAGUUGCUUAGAAUUAGAGCCGGGAGGCGUACUGUGCGAGUGGCGUUGAUGCGUCCUAUCAUUUUAUCGCAACAAACGAAAUUAGAGCUUAAACCGUCACUGGCCUUCUUCUAGAAAUUUGUUAGACC